Messenger RNA from Macrosteles quadrilineatus (aster leafhopper), 2072 nucleotides. RefSeq names its product mucin-2-like. Gene Ontology annotation, molecular function: nucleosomal DNA binding; double-stranded DNA binding. NCBI's taxonomy places the organism in Eukaryota, Metazoa, Arthropoda, Insecta, Hemiptera, Cicadellidae. Gene Ontology annotation, biological process: negative regulation of DNA recombination; nucleosome assembly; chromosome condensation. The record is from RefSeq and is a predicted model, not a curated record. Bases 1 to 1902 code for a protein of 633 amino acids. Gene Ontology annotation, cellular component: nucleus; nucleosome. The transcript has 4 exons.
AUGUGGCGAAUAAGAAAAAACCGAGAGCUCCGAGAACUGUACAAAGAACCGGACAUUGUAGCCAUAGUGAAGAGUAGACGACUGAGAUGGGCAGGCCAUGUAGAAAGAAGGGAAGAAGAAAGUAUGCUUAAGAAGAUCGCCAAUGGACAACCACGAGGCACUCGCCCGCUAGGAAGACCGAAGUUGAGAUGGAGAGACCAAGUCCAGAAGGACCUACGCAGAGUGGGGGCAUCUCUUGACAUGGCGGCAGAUCGGCAGCAGUGGAGGUGCGGAAGCGGAGAGCGGGGAGAGGAACACGGAGAGCGGACUCCACUUGUUUUAGUUCCAGUACAAGAAUACGAAAAGCACAACGGAGACGUGGUUGACUACAAGAUCCUUCUAUGCGGAAACAUAGAACGGCCUCCAUACAUUUUGGCCUUAUUUGUGGAGAGCAGCACAGUCUACGACGAGUUCCAAUGCCACGUAACGUCAGAAGAAGAAGUGGAACAGCUGAGAGUGAAUCAAGAGGAUGGUGUUUUUGCCAGCGUUCUGCCAACGGAGAAUUACGCAGUGCUGUGCAAGAAAACCGAGCCCGGUUCCAUGAUGGUAAUUAAGGACGGGGAGUGUAGAAGAAGGAAGUACAACCAGAAUGACUUAAGGUUGGCUCCAUCUGAAGAAGUGGUGACAGGAUUGAAAUGUUGUGAAGCAGCAAGAGAGAUAGCGAGUCUGAUACCAGGGAGACAUAUACAGCUGCUGGUACAUGAUUCAACAGUGCACAUCUGUGUUGAGAAGGUGGACAGUAUUCACUUGAAUGAUAUAAGAGAAUCCUCUGUCAAACCAACGACGGCAGACUUAGCAACUUCUGCAUCGACUCCGCCCACAGAUAUAACUACUGCACCGGCUCCACACACAGAUAUAACUACUGCACCGGCUCCGCCCACAGAUAUAACUACUAAAACAAACCCGCCCACAGCUGUACCGGCCCCACCUACAGAUAGAACUACUGCACCGGCUCCGCCAAUAGCUUCACCGGCCCCACCUACAGAUAGAACUACUGCACCGGCCAUACCUAAAGCUACCACUACUGAACCGGCCCUACCCACAGCUACAGUUACUGCACCGGCUCCGCCCCCAGAUAUAACUUCUGAACCUACCCCGCCCUUAGCAGUACCAGCCCCACUUACAGAUGGAACUACUGCACCGGCUAUGCCUAAAGCUACCACUACUGAACCGGACCCACCCGAAGCUACAGUUACUGCACCAGCUCCGCCCCCAGAUAUAACUACCGAACCAACCCCGCCCUUAGCAGUACCGGCCCCACCUACAGAUGGAACUACUGCACCGGCUAUGCCUAAAGCUACCACUACUGAACCGGACCCACCCGAAGCUACAGUUACUGCAUCGGCUCCGCACCCAGAUAUAACUACUGAACCAACCACGCCGACAACUGAACCGGCCCCAGCCACAGCUACACCCAAGAAAUCCAAGGUAGCGGCAGGAAAGAAACAACCUAAUAAGACCACACACCCCCCUAUAUCUGACAUGGUACACGCGGCUAUCGAUAAUCUGAACACGCGUGGAGGUUCCAGCUUACGGGUUAUAAAAACAUACAUCGCCCAAAAUUACAAGGUUUACAUCAAUGAAAAGGUGUCUUCAUCUAUCCGUGAUUACCUGAAUUCUGCGGUGACAGCUGGCACUCUUGAACGGCGGAAAAUCUUCGACAAUUUUAGGUACUCUGUCAAGAAGCCAGCGAAUACGCCCACUACUACCAAGCCAAAUGGAGAGAAUAAACCUAAGGUGAAUGCAGAUAACAAAACAACCAAGAAGGCAAGCCCGGCAACUAAUGUACGGUCUUCGGCCACAUCCCAGUCGGGACAUAAGUGGACAAUAACGUUUUUUUCACCUGAAGAACCAUAUCAUUAAAAGGUGAAAGUAAAACGGGAAUCGUUAUUUUCACCUUAAAAAUUUAAACAUGAAAGAGUAGUGAUGAAUAGACAUUUUAGGAUUUUUUGUCAGUUGUUGUCUGAGUGCUUAAUUACAAUAUUCCUAUUUAGUUGUCCACAAAUUUUCCUGAUGUUUGUUUUCCAUGUAAA